AGUCAAUGUUUGGGGCAAAUGGCCAUGCUGUGUCACCUGUUUGGGCUCGAUCAUCUGGCAGUGCCAGCCGAUUGCGCAAGAGGCCAAUGAUGUAUUCAGUUAUCCCUUUGCUUUUUGAUAUACCUUCAACUGGGGUCUAAUGGUUGGCAGCCGCUUUUUCUGGUGUGCGCAUGGCGCGUUCGUGCUUGCUGGGAUGGCGCAGACGCUUCUUGCUUUUGAAUUUGAUCGCAUUGGGUUCGCCAGAAACUCCACUAACCUCAUCAAUGCCGUUGGUAAUCCACUCGGUCAAUUUCUCUUCCUUGCUUUUCACCGCGAAGCUUGGUCGGCUUGGGACCGAAGACUUCUUCUGUGUGCCAUGCCGAUCGUGAUUGGAGAGCUGGGUUGCAAUUUCUUCUCCCAAGUCGCGAUCCAGAAGUCUGGCAGCGGCAUGUACCAACUAGUAUACUCGUUUGUUGUGGUGCUGAACGCCUUGCUUGGGCACGCGCUGCUUGGCAAGAAACUGUCUUUAAACCGGUGGCUUGCGCUUGCAUGCAUCUGUGGCGCCAUUGCGUUGGCAUCUGUAUCGCAGCUACAUUUGGUUGGUGUGAACGUGGUCGUACAGUUAGAAGGAAUUGCUGCAGGUUUGAUCGCCACACUACUGGUGGCGGGGGUCUACGUAGCAGCCAAUGUGUUAUUGGAGAAACCUUGGGACAUCCGUGUAUCCAAGGCGCUGGUUCUGGCACAGAUGUUGGGAAUGAUGGAGGUGUCGAUUAUUGGAGUGUACUUUUUAUUGUACGUCAUGCCGAAUUGGGAUCAGCUGGUCGUUGCAAAUCUUCGACCUGACAUGUCGAUCAUCUCAUGCUUAGGUCUUUACGCUUUCUAUGUCCUUAUCUGUGGUGUGCACCAGUUCGCCUUCUAUUACACAUGUUCAAUUGGCCCUACUGGGGCAGUAAGUGCUGGCAUAAACAAGUGCGUGCAAACUGCAGGUCUCUUCUUCCUUUCCAGCUUGUUUUUCUGUGACUGUGCGGCCUCGCAGUGCUUGUCCAUUUUGAAAGUUGUUAGCGCGGUAGCUGUUUGUACAGCUGUGAUGGCAUACGCCUGGCUCACAGCAAGGGAAAGUCGCCCGACCGAAAUCGGCGACGAGAAUGAACUCGUGGCGUCUACAGAUUGAAGGAAGUGUGCCGCCAGCGACUGGGCACCUUGGAGAUGCUAUAACAGCAGUAGAUAACUCUUAGGACAAGGCAGAUGGUGUAAAGCUUGCGCCGGCCAGGUUUUUCGUAUUAUGCGUGUUGUAAGUCUGAUGGUGUGUCAAGGGGUUUGGCAACUCGCUAAGUUGCAAGUCCAUACGAUGUGUAUUUGAUCCCAUAACAGUGACUGGACUUGGCGGUUCGCAUUUCGGUGAUUCGCAUAUUGGUCGUUAUCAGGAUGCCCCAGCUGGCGGGUUCUCUUGUGGUGCGCGGCGGUAUGCGGCAUCACUGCCCCUCUUUAGCCCUAUCAGGGCGCCCAGAAAUAGAUUCGUUUUUCACAAGAGGUAGACCUUGGAGUCCAACAUCUAGC
Molecule: messenger RNA, 1536 nt
Organism: Prorocentrum cordatum
Lineage: Eukaryota; Dinophyceae; Prorocentrales; Prorocentraceae
Source: the annotation of a GenBank genome assembly